Plodia interpunctella (Indianmeal moth) is the source of this 3584-nucleotide messenger RNA. RefSeq names its product Nuclear envelope integral membrane protein (gene Nemp). Gene Ontology annotation, cellular component: nuclear envelope. The transcript is spliced from 8 exons. Lineage: Eukaryota; Metazoa; Arthropoda; Insecta; Lepidoptera; Pyralidae. The record is from RefSeq and is a predicted model, not a curated record. Bases 166 to 1398 code for a protein of 410 amino acids.
GAUUUCAGCGUGAGUGUGAGCGUGUUUUGCAUUGCGUGCUAAUUUAUUUUGUUUACAUCUAAAUAUAAUUUUAAUUAAUUAGUAAAGCAUGACAUUUAGUAGCAAAAACCUUAGCUCACAGCAUAAAGUGCUUCUUUAGAUCAGGAAAAUUAUAUUUUUGGCGCCAUGGGCUCUUGCGAACGCUGGAUAACUUUGUUGUUAUUUCCCUGUUUAUUUACAAUUGUGGUCACAUUACCUUACGAUGUGCACUGGCUGGGGGGAGCCACUACGAUAGAGAGAGACAUACCAAUGCCGAAACAAGCUCUCGACAUCUACUGCUACCCCGGCACCAACAAGAAUUUAUUUGCCAUUUGGCAGACCGUUAAGUUCCACCUUAGAAUAAAAAAUGACGAGUUCCGCCAAUACUUAGGCACGACCCCCGAAGAUGUCUACAAGCAGUACACAGAGGACUACGGCUGGACUGUGAACCCGUUCCAGAUCAAAUCAGCUAAGAGCACCACUCUGAGUCUGUUCACGCCCACUUGCAUGGCCGUCAACACCAAACAGAGGCAUAUUAUUGAGUUGCAAGUCAUAAGAGUCGACAUAUGGAGGAUAAUACUGAUGUUAGCUGGAGUCACCCUGAUCUUGUCAUCGAAGGCUCUCAGUGGGAACCCUGUAUUUUUCUACCUCUGCGGGAUUUUUGUCGGGGUGUUUGCAUCAUUUUUAGUGCUCGUGUAUUAUGUUAGCAAAUUGGUGCCAGGAAAGAAAGCGCUAACCUACGGCGUCCUGAUUGGCGGUUGGACGGUGGGCGUGUACAUAUGGCAGCAAGUGUGGGAGAACACCCGCGGGCUGCUGGUCACCCAUCACAGCACUGUCAUGUGGUAUCUGAUAGCUGCCAGCUUCGCCAGUCUCCUGGUCUGCUACAGAAUCGGCCCGCCGAGGAAUGCCCGCACUAAGAAUAUGGUUAUGUGGACUUUACAGGCGGCGGGGGUGGUGAUGGUGUUCAGCAGCAGCUCCUACCAGGACGCGGCGGGCGCCGUCAUCGUGCUGUCUCUACUUAUCAAGUAUUUCCCGCGCUCGCUGCUGCUCAGGAUACAGGGAUAUUGGCGGAGAAAAUUCCCGCCAAAACCUCGUCUACUCACAAACGAGGAAUACUACGAACAAGGAGCCAGAGAAACCAAACACGCGCUGGAGAAUCUGAGGAAAUACUGCUCCAGUCCCGACUGCGCCCAGUGGAACAUCAUGCUCAAGCUGAAUGACUCGAGGAGAUUCGCGAGUUUCGUAGAGGGCAACUCUCACCUCAGCGACGAAGAGGUGCUUGACUACGAGUCUUACGCGUUCUCCCUCGACAGGAAACCAGAAUGCAGGCGAACGCUCGAGAUUUCUGAUGACGAUUCCUCAGAUUAUGAAGAAUUGUGAAUCAAUGUAAGCGCGUUAUCAAGAUUUUCGGCGAUGAUACAAUGAGACGUGAGAAUUGGAACUAACAGUGGGCGAAGGGCGGGUUAGCAUUUCACUUCUCAUAAUCGAAUCGAUUCGAAAUGAGACACAGCGAACCAAUCACAUUGCGCCAUUGUGACACAAUGACAACCACACUGCAAUGUCAUUGGUUCGCUGUGUCUCACUUCGAGUAUAUUCGAUGGUGAGAAGUGAAAUGCUACCCCGCACUAACCCCUCAGAACUACAAAGUUUACGGAACGAUUUAAUGCAUGCUGCUCCACACUCGUCGUCGAACAGUUUGCCAAACUAUGGCGGACUCUGUAUACAUUGCUGGUUUUUCAUUGCGGCAAAUAAAAACACGCAAUUUACAUGCAUUCGCGUCGGCAUGUCGACAUAAGACUGAGCUAAUUCGCACACUAGCGCCAUCGUCACAUAAAGAUAAGUUAUUGUUUAGGUAGCUAUAUCGCAAAAUUCGUACCACCAAUCACUAAUGCUAAUUUCAAGUUUCUAAAUUGAACUGUCCUGUAUUCUACCGACUGUUUGAAAUUAUUGGAAAGUGAACGUAGGGCGACAGUGGGCAUCGUGAUACAAAAUCUUUGAAUCGUUCCGUAAAUGUUGAUGUUAUCUCCGAAUAUAGUGAGUUAUUUGUAAAUACCAGUCUAUAAAGUCUGUAAAAGCCCUAAGCCUUAUUUUUACGUUGAAUUGUCUCGGCCGAACUCCGUAAUGAAGAUAAACUUGAUCUCUUUCUUAGUGACAUGUUUCCAAUGUAUGUACUUACAUUUUUAAUAUCAUUUUAGUCAUUAUUUCGUACUAGUUGAUAAACUUUUAAUUUUAUGUGAACACUGAGCAUCUAUCAACUUCUAUAGUUAAUCGAAAACUGUGAGUGAUAAAUUGUGCCUCUAAUGUUUUUGAAUAAGAAAAAUUAUAUAAUAUGAAAAAUAAUAAUGCUUUGUUUAAUUAAUUUAUGAAUACUGGCAUCAUGUGAUCAUGAACUAUUUAUGUUCUACAGAAUUACUAUUUCUAAUGCAAGUGAAUAGCUCGAAUUUUCCGAGAAUGCAUGGAUAUUAUUCUCGGAAAUUCCCGAGAAUUGCCAUUACCGAUGAGAAUUUCUCUUGGAAAUCUGGGAGAAUUCUCAGCGGCACAUUGCUACUAGUGAUUUUUUACUGAUUUAAUAAUUGACCAAUCAGUGUUGUUGAAACGAGCUGUCAAGUUGUGAUUGGUCGGCGCACGCUCUUUGUUUGAAACGAAAAAUGUUUUGUAUAGGUAAGAGGCGAAAAUCUCAAAAUAUUCCGAAACUGGAAGUUUACGGUAAUUUUUCGGAAAUGUUCGGAAAAACAUCCAAAAUCAAAUGUUCAAUAUAUAAAAAGGGAUAUGAUAAACUAAACAAUGAUCUUAAUUACCUAUCUAAUGUAAGCACCCCUAUUAGAUUAUUAGUUUUUGAGUUCUUGAUUUUGUAUUUUUCAAACAGCGUUAUGUUAUGUAAUAUUUUUAGCUAUAAUCUACUCUACUUCUGACAAUUUUUUUGUAUUGUAAUUGCAUUUUCUAAUAUUUAUAUUGCCCAAUGACAUUCAGUUAAAGUGAGUUCAGUAAAUAGUUUCAUAUAUUUUUUUAGGAAUUUUAUUAUUCUAAUGGCAAACAUUUUUAAUCGGUCACCAAAUUAGAAAAAAAUGCAAAGACGUGUGUAAUUUUAGUACAAUUACUUCUAAUUAUUUUAUAUUGUACUAGCUGCGCCCCAGGGCUUCGCUCCCAUGGGAAUUUCGGGAUAAAAAGUACCCUAUGUGUUAUUCCAGGUUAUAUUAUAUCCGUAUAUCAAACAAUAGGUCCAGUAGAUUUUGCGUGUAAUAAACAUAUAUAUCGUCACAAACUUUCGCAUAAUAUUAGUAGGAUUAAAAAGGACUGAUACGUAAUUAUGCAAAAAAAAAAUAUUUUUGUUAGUAAUAAUUUAAUUUGUAAUUAACAGUCGUCUAACUUAUUUCUAGUUUGAUUUGGUUUGUAUAAAGAAAAAUGCUAUUAACAUUUGUUUUUACAUAGCACCAAUGAACAUAAUUAUAUAGUUUUGUAAAAAAAUUUUACUUAAAUGUUCAAAUUGUAAAUAAGUGCACUUGUUAAAUAGUAUUUUUGUGUACAUAAUGUACAUGUUUGUCAUUAAAUACAUUUAAAAAAUAUGA